Messenger RNA from Linum tenue, 1421 nucleotides. The record is from the annotation of a GenBank genome assembly. NCBI's taxonomy places the organism in Eukaryota, Viridiplantae, Streptophyta, Magnoliopsida, Malpighiales, Linaceae.
CACUCCCACAUUUCCCUUAAGUUCCCUAUUCCAACCGGAAACAUAUCAAAUCCACAAAACACACAAUUAUUAGCCGCCACCACCGCCUACCAUCUCUCUCUUUUCCAAUCUAUCCCCGCCGUCGUCACAGCUACAGACUCACCGGAGCCGAAAGGUUGAGCCCCAAGUUUGACCGAUUCAGACAAAAUAAUCGAAGCGAUGGUUGUUGUUGACACCGCUACAGGAGAUGCUGAAAUCAGUGUGGGUUUAAGCACUUCUCCGCCCUCAUCCACCUCUUCCAUUCCCGACUCCUCCUCCUCAAUUGCAUCAUCGACCUCCUCCGUGGCCAAUGAUCAGGACCAAUCCAUCGACCAUGAUCACAACAACCCGCCCCCUUCACUGUCCAAAACUCUUCAAGGUCACCGCCAAUCUAAUUCCACUGUUGGCGAUGACGAUGUUGAUGCUGAAGAGGCACGUGAGUAUGAAAGGAACAUAAGGGAAUUGCAAGACUUGUUCUCCAAGCUCAACCCCAUGGCUAAGGAAUUUGUUCCCCCUUCUCUGUCUAACAACCAAUACGACCCCACCAAAGCUAAUGCCAAUGCCAAAAAUAAUCACUUGCUAACUGCGACCCUUGCCACACUCCAUGCUUUCAACCCUAUUUUUUACCGUGACAAUGCCAACAACGAUAACAGUCCAGUUAUGGUAUUCGAUGUCACUAAGAAUGAUCAUCUCAAUGGAACUGCCAGAAAGAAGAAAAACUUUGGGCAAGCAAAGCGUAGAAUGAAUACUAGAACAAGCAUGGCUCAGCGGGAGGAGAUAAUCCGUCGGACUGUCUAUGUGUCUGACAUUGAUCAACAGGUCACUGAGGAGCAGCUUGCAGCUCUAUUUGUUGCUUGUGGACAGGUUGUUGAUUGUCGCAUCUGUGGGGAUCCCAAUUCUAUGUUGCGUUUUGCCUUUAUCGAGUUCACUAAUGAGGAUGGUGCAGGGGCUGCACUAAAUCUGUCAGGAACUUUGUUGGGAUUCUACCCGGUAAGGGUGCUUCCUUCCAAGACUGCCAUAGCGCCAGUUAACCCAACCUUUCUGCCCAGGAAUGAUGAUGAACGGGAGAUGUGUACUAGAACUAUUUAUUGCACAAAUAUCGAUAAGAAGGUGACUCAAGCUGAUGUUAAGCUCUUUUUUGAAUCUACUUGUGGAGAGGUUUAUCGCUUGAGGCUUCUUGGAGACUAUCACCACUCUACCCGCAUUGCUUUUGUGGAGUUUGUGCAGUCUAGAGUUUGUGGCAUGAGCAAUGUGCAGGCUGAGAGUGCAAUAGUUGCCCUGAAUUGCAGUGGCGUGGUGUUGGGUGCACUACCCAUAAGGGUGAGCCCAUCGAAGACACCAGUUCGCCCGCGUUCUCCUCGCCUGCCCCUGAACUGAAGCAUGUUGUUGGUGUCUGUUAGUUG